AUGCAGCUGGCGCCCCGCCCGGGCCUCAGCCACCUGGCCGGCCGCCCAACCUCCACCGUUACCACCGUUGCGGCGUCAGCGCCUGCCUCGGGCGCAACUGGCAUCCACCGCUGGGCCCCGGCGACCGUUGCGGCGCUGGCGGUGCGCCGCGCCGCGCGGGGACGUUGCUCGCGAAGCUGCAGGAGGGCGGAAGGAGAACAGGUGGUGACGCCAUGGGAAGUGGAAGCUGGGGAUGAUGGAGUCGAUUAUGACAAGCUCAUCGAGACCUUUGGAUGUCAACCCAUCACUGCAGAGCAGAUCGAGCGCAUCGAAAAGCUGACGGGCAAGCGAGCGCAUAGAUUUCUGCGGAGAGGUUUGUUCUUCUCCCACAGGGACUUAGAUGAGCUGCUGAACGCCUAUGAGAAGGGCGAAAAAUUCUACAUCUACACGGGUCGAGGGCCGUCCUCCGAGUCGCUACACUUGGGGCACUUGGUGCCCUUUCUCUUUACCAAAUGGCUACAGGAGGCUUUCGAUGUACCACUGGUGAUCGAGUUGACAGAUGAUGAGAAAUUCCUCUUCAAGAAAGACUUGAGCAUUGACGAGUCCAGACGCCUUGCAUGGGAGAAUGCCAAAGACAUCAUCGCGUGUGGCUUCGAUCCGGCCAAAACCUUCAUCUUCCGCGACACUGACUACAUCCAACAGCUGUACCCAGUGACUUUGCAGAUCCAAAAACGCGUCUCCAUGAGGACGGCGCAGAACACCUUCGGCUUCACCCUGAGCGACAACAUCGGCAAGGUCUCCUUCGCUGCGGUGCAGGCGUCUCCUGCCUUCGCCAUCGCCUUCCCUGACUUCCUGGAACCAGGCCGUCGCUGCUUCAUUCCUCAGGCCAUCGACCAGGAUCCCUACUUUCGGCUCUGCCGCCGGGUGGCGGAUGAUCUAAAGUGGCCCAAGCCUGCCUGCAUUCACUCGAAGUUCCUGCCAGCACUGCAAGGUCAUCAGACUAAGAUGAGCGCCUCGGUGGCCUCCACCGCUCUGUAUAUGACGGAUACGGAGAAGAUCCUGGGCCUGGGAGGAAGCACCGAAGAGCGGGGCGGGGCGUGGAAACCCAUGGCCAGAUAUAGGAAGCUGCGCAAGAAGAUCAACAAGCACGCCUUCUCGGGAGGUGGCAAAACUGAGGAAGAACAAAGGGCCAACGGAGCCAAUCUGGAUGUGGACGUCGCCUACCAGUAUUUGAAGAUUUGGCUGGAGGAUGACGAGGACCACGGCGGCAACACCAGCGGGUUACCCAUGGUUAUCCAUCCACACCUGGGUGAUACAGCAACACCAAUCUUCACCAGAAAUCACCAUCAUCCUUCGGCAAUCUCGGCUGCCAUUUUUUCGCAGAAUGGCUGCCAUUCUGGAGAUUUUUGCUGCGGCAAAUCCGAUAGAAAAAUUGCAGAUUGA
This is a messenger RNA of Cladocopium goreaui, 1422 nucleotides long. NCBI's taxonomy places the organism in Eukaryota, Dinophyceae, Suessiales, Symbiodiniaceae. The record is from the annotation of a GenBank genome assembly.